AUGAAUGAUAUAAUACAAGAACUAGAGAGCCUAAAUUCUAGAAGCCUGAAAGAUCUAAUUGUUCAACAAUUUGAAAAUGUUAAAAUCUGCUUAGAAAAUGAAGACUUUAAACUAGCGAUAUACUAUAUGCCAACUCCAGAUAAUAUAAAAAAGCUAGGAUCGGAACAACUUGAAUUUUUUAAUAUAAAGAAAGAAUAUCUAAAUGCACAAUUACAAAUAUUAUGUUUGGGUUUAAAGGUGUUUGAAAACGGCCUCAAAAAACCCCUGUGUCAAAAGAUUAAACAAAUUUUCGAUCUUUUAGAGAUGAUGCAAAAGAAAACAAUUGACCUCUCUAAAAAAAAGAAUCCAAAUGUUCCAGAAAUUUUGAAAAUUCUAGAAAAUCUAGAGGAGAAAAACAACGAAAAAUAUGAAAAGCGAAAAAUUGAACCUAUAGAAUAUACUUUCAUUUCUAAUGGAUUUCUAAACCAUCUGAAAGAUCAAGAUGCUGGAGAUGGUGAAAAUAAAAUUAAAAAAAUGUCUACAGAGUUUUUUGAGAUUCGGGAAGAAUUAAGAAAAUCUGAUUCUUCUAUUCUUGUGCCUUUUAUAACUGGCUCCGAUUCUCUAACCAAAGAUAUAGACAAAGGGCGUAAAGAAGCUCUAGAAACUCUAGAAAAGAUAAUCCUUGAAAUAUCUCCAGAAUAUUUAUCACUUCAGCCAGAGAAAAAAAAGCGAAAAUUAAGUGAAGCCAGUGAUAAACCAUCAGAAGUAUUAAAGCAGCAGAAUGCUCCUAUCUAA
Messenger RNA from Mitosporidium daphniae, 774 nucleotides. RefSeq lists its product as uncharacterized. The record is from RefSeq and is a predicted model, not a curated record. The transcript has 3 exons. NCBI's taxonomy places the organism in Eukaryota, Fungi, Microsporidia. Bases 1 to 774 code for a protein of 257 amino acids.